Molecule: messenger RNA, 1179 nt
Organism: Hemisphaericaspora subhashii
Lineage: Eukaryota; Fungi; Ascomycota; Pichiomycetes; Serinales; Debaryomycetaceae
Exons: 1
Coding region: 1-1179 (392 amino acids)
Source: RefSeq, a predicted model, not a curated record
AUGAUAUCCCCGAGUUUCUUAUUUAAAUUAGCAGGACUUCCUCCUGUAGUCCUAAAAACUGUAUUGCAGUAUUAUACUGUUGGAACAAUCUAUUCCAAUACCAAUCAAGAGUUUGAAAAUUCAUUAUACAAGAACAUAUUAUUAUCCGUUGAAGCUCAUGUAAUAGGUAACUAUAAUAAAAAUGAUAUGAGAAUAGUGACUUACGAACCUAUUGAAAAGGUUAUCAAGAAGUUUAGAUCAAACCCAAUGAUAUCCCAACUACGCAAUUUUGGUAAAGAAUUUGAUGAUCAUAGUUAUUGGGUUCAUCAAGCAGAUAAUGAUACCUUGAAAGAAAAGGGUAAGGUUUUAGUAUAUUUACAUGGUGGAGGAUAUUUAUUCAAUAUGUUUGAUUCUCAAUUUAGUUUCAUAUCUGCAUUACACUAUGCUUUAGAUAAUACGACCAGCGAAAAGCUUUCAAUCUUAGUGGUUGAUUAUUCAUUGACUAUGUUUGAUCAUGUAUAUCCUACACAAAUUCAUGAAACUUUAACGACAUAUUAUAAUUUGGUUCAAAGUGGAUAUGAUAGUAUUCAUUUAAUUGGUGAUUCUGCAGGUUCUCAUUUAGCCUUGACAGUAGCGAGAUGUUUAGCAUAUCCUCAAGAAACAAGAACUCAUUUUUCACAUUUCCCUCAAUUCCCAUUAAGUUUUCCUCUUGAAUCAUUGCCUCAACCCAGUUCAUUAAUCCUAAUUUCUCCAUGGCCCGAACCUUGCACAUUACCAAAACUUCCACCUAGACAUGGGAUAAAUACAUUAGGAGAUUUGGUCUCCAAACACGAUGUUUCUUUGGGAAAUUUCUAUCUUGGAGAAAACGAUGAGGAAUUGAUUAAUGACUAUUUAACAUUCACAAAUACCGACUUUGACACCCAUUGGGCAGAAGUAGAACCUAUCAAUAAUGGUAAGACACUUAUCCUUGUUGGUGAAAGAGAAGUAUUGAGAGAUGGAGUUGAAGAUUUCUAUCAUAUUAUUAACAAGAAUGGGAAAGUGCAAUAUCAUGUUGAAAAGGGUGGGAUUCAUGCUGGAUUGGUAUAUGUUGAAAGUUUGGAUUAUUUAAGUUGUCGCGGUGGAAAGAGGGCUGUCAAUGGAGAUUUUGAAAAUAAGUUUGGGUUUAAUUUAGUUGCAAAAUUCCUAAAUCAAAUCGUUUAA